UGGACGCAGACGAAGACGGCUUCACCGACGCUUGCUUAUGUUAGCCCAUCAAACAAAGGGGGCGGCGGUGUCACGCGGCUCACCUUCUUACAGUAGCUUUAACAUGGAGCGAUGGCUCAUUAUUGCAAUCGGCGUCCUUGAGAAUGACCCCGGGCCCUUCCCCAAGCAGCUGGUGCAGGUCAACGGCCACGCGGUGGAUAAGAACGGCCACGCGGUGGAUAAUGACGUGCAUCUCCUAAUCAACGUGCAGGACCUUAACGACAACAGGCCGCACUUCGAGAUGCCCGUUAUCCAGGGCUCCGUGGAUGAGGGCUCCCUACCAGGUGCAGACGGACGCGGCGGUGACGGGGGUGUGAUGGUGAUAGCACCUGCCUGGGUAUUUUGUAACAACAGACACUCCACCUCCACAACUCUCAAUUGGUGCCAUUUCCUGUACACCUAG
Lethenteron reissneri (Far Eastern brook lamprey) is the source of this 442-nucleotide messenger RNA. Its product is annotated as cadherin-4-like. Gene Ontology annotation, biological process: homophilic cell-cell adhesion. NCBI's taxonomy places the organism in Eukaryota, Metazoa, Chordata, Hyperoartia, Petromyzontiformes, Petromyzontidae. The record is from RefSeq and is a predicted model, not a curated record. Gene Ontology annotation, molecular function: calcium ion binding. Gene Ontology annotation, cellular component: plasma membrane.